Puccinia triticina is the source of this 357-nucleotide messenger RNA. RefSeq lists its product as uncharacterized. NCBI's taxonomy places the organism in Eukaryota, Fungi, Basidiomycota, Pucciniomycetes, Pucciniales, Pucciniaceae. Bases 1 to 357 code for a protein of 118 amino acids. The record is from RefSeq and is a predicted model, not a curated record. The transcript has 3 exons.
AUGAGGCUGAACGUCACAAAUACGUACCACUAUAUCAAGCUUGGAGUUACAAGUGGCUCGGUUGAUGAGGCCAACGACCUGAAUCUCUAUCGUAUACUGAAGGAUUCGAUGAAGGAUUGGUUUGGUGAGAUCGGUGGUUUGGACCCUUCAAACUUGACGACGAUCUGGUCAAAAGACCACCGUGAAGUGGUCAUCAAGGCCCCAGCAGAUCAAGCACACAAGGUUUUGAACACGAUCUCCAUGCACUCUUCUUCUAGCUUUAACCCGGAACCAAGCAGUCAUCCACUCAGCUUACAGAUUCUAUCACAUUCACACUGUUUGGUAAAUUUAUCCCGGAAUGAUCGCUUAGGAAUCUAG